CGCUCCUUUCCUUGGUGUCCUUUAAAUGAGGACUCCCUGCCAGAGCCGGGGGAGGCAGAUCUGCAGAGGCUUCCUCUCCGCCGCUGACCCCUGCUUACAUCACUAACCUGUGACAGGCACAUCUCCACACCCGGGACCUGCUUCUCCAGCAGCUCCCAGUCCAGUCCCAAGAGCCUCUUUGUAUACCGCCGACAUGGCCAGCCAGCAGGAUUCCGGCUUCUUUGAGAUCAGUAUCAAAUAUUUACUGAAAUCCUGGAGUAAUACUUCUCCAGUUGGCAACGGUUAUAUCAAGCCUCCAGUUCCACCUGUUUCUGGCACACAGAGAGAGAAAGGGCCACCAACCAUGUUACCCAUUAACGUGGACCCAGACAGCAAACCAGGAGAAUAUGUCCUCAAGAGUUUAUUUGUCAACUUUACCACUCAGGCUGAGCGCAAGAUUCGCAUCAUUAUGGCAGAACCUCUGGAAAAGCCAUUGACAAAAUCUCUACAACGUGGAGAAGAUCCCCAAUUUGAUCAAGUCAUCAGCUCAAUGAGCUCCCUUUCCGAGUACUGCCUGCCUUCCAUUCUACGUACAUUAUUUGACUGGUAUAAAAGGCAAAAUGGCAUUGAGGAUGAAUCACAUGAAUACAGACCAAGAACAAGCAAUAAAUCAAAAAGUGAUGAACAACAGCGAGAUUAUUUAAUGGAAAGACGGGACCUCGCCAUUGAUUUCAUUUUUUCUUUAGUAUUAAUAGAAGUUUUGAAACAGAUUCCACUUCAUCCUGUAAUAGACAGUCUAAUACAUGAUGUUAUUAACUUGGCUUUCAAGCACUUUAAGUACAAAGAAGGGUACCUUGGUCCUAACACUGGAAAUAUGCACAUCGUGGCAGACCUGUAUGCAGAAGUCAUCGGAGUGUUGGCACAAGCUAAAUUCCCUGCUGUAAAGAAGAAAUUUAUGGCUGAACUAAAAGAAUUACGGCACAAAGAGCAGAGCCCAUAUGUCAUUCAGAGUAUUAUCAGCUUGAUAAUGGGGAUGAAAUUCUUUCGAAUUAAGAUGUAUCCAGUGGAAGACUUUGAGGCCUCUCUUCAGUUUAUGCAGGAAUGUGCACAUUAUUUCCUCGAGGUCAAAGACAAAGAUAUCAAGCAUGCCUUGGCUGGGCUUUUUGUUGAAAUUCUUGUCCCAGUUGCUGCCGCUGUUAAAAAUGAAGUCAAUGUUCCCUGUCUUAGAAACUUUGUGGAAAGCCUAUAUGACACCACGCUGGAACUUUCUUCUCGAAAGAAGCAUUCAUUGGCCCUGUACCCCCUGGUGACCUGUCUUCUCUGUGUCAGUCAGAAGCAGCUGUUCCUGAACAGGUGGCACAUUUUCCUCAACAACUGCUUAUCCAACCUUAAAAAUAAAGACCCCAAGAUGGCUCGAGUUGCACUGGAAUCUCUGUACAGGUUACUCUGGGUUUACAUGAUUCGAAUUAAAUGUGAAAGCAACACAGCUACUCAGAGCCGUCUUAUAACCAUCAUCACAACACUUUUCCCCAAAGGGUCCCGUGGUGUGGUGCCCAGGGAUAUGCCUCUGAACAUCUUUGUGAAAAUCAUCCAGUUCAUUGCCCAGGAACGUUUAGAUUUUGCAAUGAAGGAAAUUAUUUUUGAUUUUCUCUGUGUGGGAAAACCAGCAAAAGCUUUCAGUCUCAACCCAGAGAGAAUGAACAUUGGCUUACGGGCCUUCCUAGUAAUAGCCGAUAGCUUGCAGCAGAAAGACGGCGAGCCCCCCAUGCCGGUGACAGGAGCGGUUCUCCCUUCAGGAAACACGCUGAGGGUGAAGAAAACAUACCUGAGUAAAACGCUAACUGAAGAGGAAGCCAAAACGAUAGGGAUGUCAUUAUAUUACUCUCAAGUACGAAAAGCUGUGGACAACAUUUUAAGGCACCUCGAUAAAGAAGUGGGAAGGUGUAUGAUGCUAACCAACGUUCAGAUGCUAAACAAAGAACCUGAAGACAUGAUCACGGGUGAGAGAAAGCCAAAAAUAGAUCUUUUCAGGACCUGUGUUGCUGCUAUCCCUCGACUCCUUCCUGAUGGGAUGUCAAAACUUGAACUUAUUGACUUGCUGGCAAGGCUCUCUAUUCAUAUGGACGAUGAACUGCGACAUAUUGCACAAAAUUCACUUCAAGGUUUACUUGUUGACUUCCCCGACUGGAGAGAAGAUGUUCUAUUUGGCUUUACCAACUUCCUCCUCCGGGAAGUAAACGACAUGCACCACACGCUCCUUGAUUCAUCCCUGAAGUUACUGCUGCAGCUGCUCACCCAGUGGAAGCUGGUCAUACAAACUCAAGGCAAAGUCUACGAACAAGCCAACAAGAUCAGAAAUUCAGAGCUAAUUCCAAAUGGCUCCAGCCACAGAAUUCAGUCGGAGCGUGGUCCCCACUGCAGUGUUCUUCAUGCUGUUGAAGGCUUUGCUCUGGUUUUACUCUGCAGUUUCCAGGUGGCCACACGCAAACUGUCCGUUUUAAUACUCAAGGAAAUUCGAGCUUUAUUUCUUGCCCUGGGUCAACCUGAGGACGAUGACAGGCCUAUGAUUGAUGUCAUGGAUCAGCUAAGUUCUUCCAUUCUCGAAAGUUUCAUUCAUGUAGCGGUUUCAGAUUCGGCCACAUUACCGCUGACCCACAGUGUGGAUCUCCAGUGGUUGGUGGAGUGGAAUGCAGUCCUGGUCAAUAGCCAUUAUGAUGUGAAGAGCCCUUCCCAUGUCUGGAUAUUCGCUCAGUCUGUCAAAGACCCCUGGGUCCUCUGCCUCUUCAGUUUCCUCCGGCAGGAGAACUUGCCCAAACACUGCCCCACGGCCCUCAGCUACGCCUGGCCAUAUGCCUUCACUCGGCUCCAGUCGGUCAUGCCUCUGGUAGACCCAAAUAGCCCAAUUAAUGCCAAGAAAACCAGCACCGCCGGCAGCGGAGAUAAUUAUGUUACCUUGUGGAGAAACUACCUUAUUCUUUGUUUUGGAGUUGCAAAACCCAGUAUUAUGAGCCCGGGACACUUAAGAGCUUCCACUCCAGAAAUAAUGGCGACCACACCUGAUGGUACAGUGAGCUACGAUAACAAGGCCAUAGGCACCCCAUCGGUGGGCGUUCUGUUAAAGCAGUUGGUGCCUCUGAUGAGACUAGAGGGCAUUGAGAUCACAGAGUCCUUAGUUUUAGGAUUUGGAAGAACAAAUUCCCUUGUUUUCAGAGAAUUGGUAGAAGAACUUCAUCCAUUAAUGAAAGAAGCCCUGGAACGAAGACCAGAGAACAAAAAACGCCGAGAACGGCGGGAUUUGUUAAGGCUACAACUACUUAGGAUUUUCGAACUUCUGGCUGAUGCUGGUGUCAUAAGUGACAGCACAAAUGGAGCCUUAGAACGGGAUACGUUAGCCCUUGGAGCUUUGUUCUUAGAAUAUGUGGACUUGACCCGCAUGCUUCUAGAAGCUGAAAAUGAUAAAGAAGUUGAAAUUCUUAAAGACGUCCGGGCACAUUUUAGCGCAAUGGUCGCCAACUUGAUUCAGUGCGUUCCAGUCCACCACCGAAGAUUUCUGUUCCCCCAGCAAAGCCUGAGGCAUCAUCUUUUCAUCUUGUUUAGCCAGUGGGCAGGACCCUUCAGCAUUAUGUUCACCCCUCUUGACCGCUACAGUGACAGAAAUCAUCAAAUUACACGAUACCAGUAUUGCGCAUUAAAGGCAAUGUCGGCAGUGUUGUGCUGUGGCCCUGUGUUUGACAAUGUGGGCCUUUCCCCUGAUGGCUACCUCUAUAAGUGGCUUGACAACAUUUUGGCUUGUCAAGAUUUACGAGUUCAUCAACUUGGCUGUGAAGUUGUCGUCUUGCUAUUGGAACUUAAUCCCGACCAAAUUAAUCUUUUUAAUUGGGCGAUUGACCGGUGCUACACAGGCUCCUACCAGCUUGCAUCUGGCUGCUUCAAAGCCAUAGCAACUGUGUGUGGAAGCAGGAACUAUCCCUUCGACAUAGUGACCUUGUUAAACCUUGUUCUAUUCAAGGCCUCUGACACCAACCGAGAAAUUUAUGAAAUCUCCAUGCAACUCAUGCAGAUCCUGGAAGCAAAGCUUUUUGUUUACUCGAAGAAAGUCGCUGAACAGAGACCUGGCAGUAUUCUCUAUGGAACGCACGGCCCGUUGCCACCCCUCUACAGCGUGUCACUAGCCCUCUUGUCAUGUGAACUGGCCAGGAUGUACCCCGAGCUCACCCUCCCGCUCUUCUCAGAGGUCAGCCAGCGGUUCCCCACCACACACCCAAAUGGCCGUCAGAUCAUGCUCACCUACCUGCUGCCCUGGCUGCACAACGUCGAGCUGGUGGACAGCAGGCUCCUGCUCCCGGGAUCAAGCCCCAGCAGCCCAGAGGAUGAUGGCAAGGACCGAGAAGGAGAAGUGCCCGCUUCACACGGGCUGCGAGGCAGUGGCUGGGGCUCCCCGGAAGCUACGUCCCUGGUCCUGAAUAACCUCAUGUACAUGACGGCCAAGUAUGGAGAUGAAGUUCCUGGACCAGAAAUGGAAAAUGCUUGGAAUGCUUUAGCCAACAACGAGAAGUGGAGCAACAACCUUAGGAUCACCCUGCAGUUCCUGAUCAGCCUGUGUGGCGUUAGCAGCGACACGCUUCUCUUGCCCUAUAUUAAAAAGGUGGCGAUAUACUUGUGCCGUAACAACACCAUUCAAACCAUGGAGGAGCUUCUCUUCGAGCUGCAGCAGACGGAGCCGGUGAAUCCCAUCGUCCAGCACUGUGACAACCCGCCCUUCUACCGCUUUGCGGCCAGCAGCAAGGCCUCUGCGGCAGCCUCGGGUACCACCUCCAGCAGCAACACAGUGGUCGCCGGCCAGGACAGUUUCCCAGAUGCUGAGGAGAGCAAGAUAUUGAAAGAAUCUGAUGAGAGGUUUAGUAACGUCAUCAGAGCCCACACCCGCCUAGAGUCAAGAUACAGUAAUAGCUCUGGAGGAUCAUACGAUGAAGAUAAAAAUGACCCGAUUUCUCCCUAUACGGGCUGGCUGUUGACUAUAACGGAGACCAAACAGCCACAGCCCUUACCCAUGCCUUGUACUGGAGGAUGCUGGGCCCCCCUGGUUGACUACCUCCCAGAGACCAUCACUCCCCGGGGGCCCCUCCACAGGUGCAAUAUUGCUGUAAUUUUUAUGACUGAGAUGGUGGUGGAUCACAGUGUGAGAGAAGAUUGGGCUCUUCAUCUACCAUUAUUACUCCAUGCUGUCUUCUUAGGUUUGGACCAUUACCGGCCUGAAGUCUUUGAACACAGCAAAAAAUUGCUUCUUCACCUCUUGAUUGCCCUCUCUUGCAACAGCAAUUUUCAUGCCAUUGCUUCUGUGCUCCUGCAGACUCGAGAGAUGGGUGAAACUAAGACUCUAACAGUUCAGCCAGCUUACCAACCGGAAUAUCUCUACACAGGUGGCUUUGACUUCCUGAGAGAGGACCAGUCAUCCCCAGUGCCAGACUCGGGGCUAAGCUCCAGUUCCACGUCCUCCAGCAUCAGCCUCGGGGGCAGCAGUGGGAAUCUCCCGCAGAUGACCCAGGAGGUGGAAGACGUGGACACAAACGCUGAAGCAGACGAGAAGGCGAACAAGCUCAUUGAGUUUCUGACGACCAGGGCAUUUGGUCCACUUUGGUGCCAUGAAGAUAUCACACCCAAAAAUCAAAAUUCAAAGAGUGCUGAACAGCUCACUAAUUUUCUACGUCAUGUUGUAUCUGUAUUUAAAGACUCCAAAUCAGGUUUCCAUCUGGAGCAACACUUGAGUGAAGUCGCAUUGCAGACAGCCCUCGCAAGCUCUUCGAGGCACUAUGCCGGUCGGUCCUUCCAGAUAUUCCGGGCGCUCAAGCAACCUCUGUCUGCACAUGCUUUGUCUGACCUUCUCUCCAGACUGGUGGAGGUGAUUGGAGAACAUGGAGAUGAGAUUCAGGGUUACGUAAUGGAGGCACUCCUUACCUUGGAAGCCGCCGUGGAUAACUUGUCCGACUGCCUGAAGAACAGUGAUCUCUUAACAGUGUUAUCUCGCUCUUCAUCACCAGAUUUAAGCUCUAGCACUAAACUAACAGCAAGCAGAAAGAGCACAGGACAACUAAAUGUGAACCCUGGGGCAGCCAGUGGCAACACAGCAACUGCAGAACGGAGCCGGCAUCAAAGAAGCUUUUCUGUGCCCAAGAAGUUUGGUGUUGUCGACCGAUCCUCAGACCCACCCAGGAGUGCCACACUGGACAGAAUUCAGGCUUGUACCCAACAAGGCCUCUCCUCAAAAACCAGAAGCUCAUCCUCCUUGAAGGACAGCCUCUCGGACCCCUCACACAUAAACCAUCCAACCAACCUAUUGGCCACCAUCUUUUGGGUCACAGUGGCUUUGAUGGAAUCUGAUUUUGAGUUUGAAUACCUAAUGGCCCUAAGGCUGUUGAAUAGACUACUGGCUCACAUGCCACUUGAUAAAGCUGAGAACCGAGAAAAACUUGAGAAACUCCAAGGGCAGCUUAAGUGGUCAGACUUCUCAGGGUUGCAGCAGCUACUGCUGAAAGGAUUCACCUCCCUCACCACCACCGACCUUACCCUCCAGCUUUUCAGUUUGCUGACACCAGUAUCCAAAGUAUCCAUGGUGGAUUCAUCCCAAGCCAUUGGGUUUCCACUGAAUGUGUUGUGUCUCCUGCCCCAGCUGAUUCAGCAUUUUGAAAAUCCCAAUCAGUUCUGCAAGGAUAUAGCCGAAAGGAUUGCUCAGGUGUGUUUGGAGGAGAAGAACCCCAAACUUUCCAAUCUUGCACAUGUCAUGACCCUGUACAAAACACACAGCUACACGAGGGACUGUGCCACAUGGGUCAACGUAGUCUGCCGGUACCUUCACGAAGCAUAUGCUGACAUCACCUUGAACAUGGUGACCUACCUGGCUGAGAAAUGUGUUUCUAGCACAUUUUGUUCCAAGCCGCUGGGGUCCAUCUGUGCUGCAAAUACACAGCAAAUGGAAUGUAUUCUGUGUAGCCGCUCCGGUGUAACACACAAGGUCAUGAAAGCUAUGAGGCAAGUGGUCACUAACAGCCACCAUUCCCAUCAGAGUGUUCACUGGAGAGAAGCUUUGAAUAUCCUGAAACUGGUCGUUUCUCGGUCUGCGAGUCUAGUUUUGCCUUCCUACCAGCACAGUGACCUCUCAAAGAUAGAAAUGCAUCGAGUGUGGACCAGUGCUUCGAAGGAAUUACCUGGAAAAACCCUAGACUUCCACUUUGAUAUUUCAGAGACACCAAUCAUCGGGAGGCGAUACGAUGAGCUGCAGAACUCUGCUGGGCGUGAUGGGAAGCCCAGGGCGAUGGCCGUCACCAGGAGCACGUCCUCCACCUCAUCUGGCUCCAACUCCAAUGUCCUUGUUCCUGUAAGCUGGAAAAGGCCCCAGUAUUCUCAGAAGAGGACAAAAGAGAAGUUGGUGCACGUCCUUUCUCUGUGUGGCCAAGAAGUAGGAUUAAGCAAAAAUCCAUCAGUGAUUUUCUCAUCGUGCGGGGACUUGGACCUGCUGGAGCACCAGACCAGCUUGGUGUCGUCCGAGGACGGCGCCCGGGAGCAGGAGAACAUGGAUGACACGAACAGCGAGCAGCAGUUUAGAGUCUUUAGGGACUUCGAUUUCCUCGAUGUGGAGCUGGAGGAUGGAGAGGGCGAGAGUAUGGACAAUUUCAACUGGGGAGUGCGCAGGCGUUCUCUGGAUAGUUUGGACAAGUGCGACCUGCAGCUUCUGGAGGAGCACCAACUUGCAGGAAGGUCUCCCAGCCUAAACAAGAUGAACCAUGAGGAUUCUGACGAGUCCUCCGAAGAAGAGGACCUCACAACCAGCCAGAUCCUGGAGCACUCGGACCUCAUCAUGACUCGUUCCCCUUCUGAGGAGACUAAUCCCUUGGAAUCGCUCACGGCAGCCUGUGACAUGACCCCUGCAGACCCGCAUUCCUUCAACACCAGAAUGGCCAGCUUUGACGCGUCUCUGUCUGACAUGAAUAAUCUGCAGAUUUCUGAGGGCUCCAAGGCUGAAGCUGUCCAGGAGGAGGAGGACACUGCCGUGCAUGAGGACGAUCUUUCCAGUUCUGUGAACGAAGUCCCAGCAACUUUCGAAUGCAGUGGUAGCUUUAGCCUGGACAUGACUGAGGCAGAAGAAAAAGGCAAUCGAGCACUGGACCAGUUUACUCUUGCAAGCUUUGGAGAAGGGGACAGGGGCGUCUCCCCCCCUCCCUCGCCCUUCUUCUCCGCCAUCCUUGCUGCGUUUCAGCCCGCAGCCUGUGACGAUGCCGAGGAAGCCUGGCGCAGCCACAUCAACCAGCUCAUGUGUGACUCGGACGGCUCCUGCGCGGUGUAUACGUUUCACGUGUUCUCCUCCCUGUUUAAGAAUAUUCAGAAAAGGUUCUGCUUCCUAACCUGUGACGCUGCCAGUUACCUAGGAGACAACCUCCGGGGAAUCGGGUCCAAGUUUGUCAGCUCCUCUCAGAUGCUCACCUCCUGCUCCGAGUGCCCUACCCUCUUUGUGGAUGCUGAGACUCUCCUUUCUUGUGGACUUCUGGACAAGCUCAAGUUCAGUGUCUUAGAACUGCAGGAAUAUUUGGAUACCUACAACAACAGGAAAGAGGCCACGCUCUCAUGGCUUGCAAAUUGUAAGGCAACAUUUGCAGGAGGAUCAAGAGAUGGAGUAAUUACCUGUCAACCAGGGGACUCGGAAGAAAAGCAAUUGGAGCUGUGUCAGAGAUUGUAUAAGCUACACUUCCAGCUGCUGCUGCUCUUUCAGUCCUACUGUAAGCUCAUCGGCCAGGUGCACGAGGUCAGCUCCAUGCCAGAGCUGCUAAAUAUGUCCAGGGAACUGAGUGACUUAAAGAAAAACCUGAAGGAGGCCACUGCGGCCAUUGCAGCGGACCCUGUCUAUCUAGAGGGUGCAUGGUCUGAGCCCACCUUCACGUCCACCGAAGCAGCCAUCCAGUCCAUGCUGGACUGCCUGAAGAACAACGAACUUGGCAAGGCUUUACGGCAGAUCAGGGAGUGCAGAAGUCUGUGGCCCAAUGACAUCUUUGGAAGCAGCUCUGAUGAUGAGGUCCAGACACUACUGAAUAUUUACUUCCGUCAUCAAACUCUGGGACAAACGGGUACUUACGCAUUGGUGGGGUCUAACCAGAGCCUGACCGAAAUCUGCACCAAGCUGAUGGAGCUGAACAUGGAGAUCCGGGACAUGAUCCGCAGGGCCCAGAGUUACCGAGUCCUCACAGCCUUUCUUCCAGACUCCAGUGUUUCUGGCACUAGUCUCUGACAGGAGCCUCCCAGCCCCCAUGGGCUCCAAGCUGGGGGUGCUGUCAUGCUGGGGUGACGUCAUUCAGUGUCUUUUCAGCCUUCAGAAGGCUUGGUCAGACUGUUCUCCCUCUUGUUACCUGUAGGACUUUUUCUAAACAGGAUGAUAGAACUUCCAACGUGUAGCAAUACUAUAAGAACCAAGGUAGCAUAGAACAUUCUGGGACAGACUCCAUCUGUCAUCUGUGUGGCACAAAGGGUUAUCAUUUUACUGAGCAGAUGCAACUCACUACUGAGGAAAGUGACUUCCAUUGCAUACCAAAGCCAACUACACUGAACAAUACCUUCCUUUCUAGAAACAAUUUUAGAUUGGCAAAAGUGCAAUGUUUUCUUCACUAAAAAAUGUUUUAUAUUCUAAAACUUGUACAUUCUUUUAGUUUUCCUUUUUUUUUUCCUCUUUUAUUUUUUUGGUGGGCUGAGGAAGGGACAGGCAGAAUGAAGCUGGCCACUGAAAAUUUUAAGAUGGUCAAAAGCCGACAGCCUGUAUAUGUGAAAAGGGAGUUGUAAAUGGACAAUUUACUAUACACUGUAAUUUGAAUACAAUUACUGUAUCUAAAAGGAGCUGCUAUGAAGUACCUUUCUUAUGUUGCUAGGCUACUGUUUCUGAAAGCCCUGGAUCUCUUUGCAGGAGUCUGUGAUUAGGACCCUAGCCCCAAAUACGGUCCAGACAGGCCUUUUUGUAAAGGUCUUGGCUGCUUUUUACUAGACGGUUGCUUAUAUGAGCAUAUUUAUACUACAAAAGGAUAAGUGUUGAUUUUAACCAACUUUGCCAUUUUUUAGGAAAAAAAGUUAAAGAAAUUCACAUUACAAAUUCUGAGUCUUUUCACCGGUCACGCAUGCAUAUUUUAAUAUCUAUUUCAAUAGCCAGAAGUAGAAUCAUAAAGAUAAACUAUGAGUUGUCACUUUGUUACUUAAGAGAUGUCAUAUUUUAUUUGUAACAUAUGUAAAGGGCCGUUCUUCAGUUUUCUCCUUAAACUUAAUGCUGUCAAGUGUUAGAUGUGUGCAUGUAAACCUGUUGCACAUCAGAAACAUAUUCAAUGUUUAUCUAUGUAACUUAUUCACUCUGUAAAUACAUUUAAAGUUUUUGUGAUGUAAUCUUGGUUGAUAUUCUAUUCAGAACUUCCUUUAGACUUAAAACAAAAAAAAAAAAGACAAACUACA
Molecule: messenger RNA, 10452 nt
Organism: Suricata suricatta (meerkat)
Lineage: Eukaryota; Metazoa; Chordata; Mammalia; Carnivora; Herpestidae
Gene: FRY
Product: FRY microtubule binding protein
Exons: 61
Coding region: 194-9253 (3019 amino acids)
Biological process (GO): cell morphogenesis; neuron projection development
Cellular component (GO): site of polarized growth; cell cortex
Source: RefSeq, a predicted model, not a curated record